Molecule: messenger RNA, 4622 nt
Organism: Filobasidium floriforme
Lineage: Eukaryota; Fungi; Basidiomycota; Tremellomycetes; Filobasidiales; Filobasidiaceae
Product: inositol hexakisphosphate-domain-containing protein
Exons: 16
Coding region: 212-4609 (1465 amino acids)
Source: RefSeq, a predicted model, not a curated record
AAGCUUGUGACCUGCGCGACCUCCUUUCACCAUCUGACGGUCACUUUGAGAAGCCAAGCCCAUUUGAGACUCGGCCGAGCUAGAAGUCACAAAGGUAGUGCUCGACUGAGCCAAGUACAUAAGCAGAACGGGCCCAGCCAUACUUUGCUGCCUACCUGAAUCUCUGGCGUAAUCGAUCACACAACAUUCUCAACCUACAACGCACAUCGAGAUGGACAAGCUUUCCGGAUUCGACCUCGAUCAAAUUGCCGAGCACUCGGCAUCUACGAACGGAUCAAGAGAAGAUGCUUUGAAAAAGGCAGAUGCCGGUCUUGCGAGACACGAUUCGGUAGAAACGCUGGGUCACAGUCCGCCUUCCGGUACCGCACGUCGACAAUCUCAUACCGGCUCGACCCGACCUCACGUCUCACAACCUACGAAUCGCAUCGUGUCCGGGGGCAAAGAUGGUCUUAAACCAGGGCGAAAUAACCUGAUGCAAGGUCUCGUCAGUCCCCCAAUCUCCUCGGCAGGUCGACAACCGCACAAUUCGUUGUUGGACGCGGUCGUCGGCAAGUCAAACGUACCGAGAAAACAGAAACCGGUAGGAUUCAAGGACAAGUUGAAGAAGGAGGAAGGGGGGAUCGUGAAGCGUCGUAGCGGGGCAGUCUUGGCUAGGGGUUUCAUCCUCAAAACAGAUCACUACCCCACAGGCCGCGCUCUCGACCUGGACUUCCAUCUCGCUGACGCGCCCAACUGGCGUUCCCCACGCGAAGAGUCGCUGAACGUCUACGGGGUUGCCCAGCCGACCCUGUCCGGGGUCAAGUCAGUUCUGUCACUACUGGGGUGUCGACCUGAAGAGAUCUCUAUGCCCGAUCUCGGUCGACGGGAUAGCAACUUGAACGGUAAUGGGUCAUUUGCGGAUCGGAGAGGGUCGAUGGACCCGACAGAGAGACCACGAAAGCCUAGCUCUGCUGUAUGGCUUUGUCUGCGAGAAGAACCAAUCAUCUUGAUCAACACGAAACCCUUUGUCCUGCGUGAUUGGGCUGCGGCGAAGACCACUCUGACCUUGUCGGACAGAGCAGAGAACCUGGAACAGAUCGAAUUGAAGCUGAAAGAAGACAUUCUCAGAGAGUCGAGAAAGAACGGAGGUCUGAUUUUGACCCAUGACGAGCUUGAAAACGGGGACUUGAUUCCGACCUGGACCUCGGUGGACGCCGGUAGCGUCUACACUCUCAGAGAAUCCUUCAACCGUUUGCAAGACGAGGGCUGGACUGUGCUGUAUUACCGGACGCCCAUUUCGGCUGACAGACCGAUUGAGGACAACUACCUCGACGCAUACGUAUCUGUCCUUCAAGAAAUCGACCCCCUUAACACCUGUCUCGUCUUCAACGACGGUCUCGGAGCGACUCGUGCUACUUACGCCAUGAUCGCGGCUCUGAUCGUUAGGAGGAAACAGUACAUGUCGCGAGAUCUGGAUGAGCCGUUUUCGAGACACGGAUCAGGGAUAUCUACGCCUGUGCCUGGUCUUCAGGCGAAUCAGUUCUUCAAGCAAGCGGCUCAGAGUCAGGCUCAGAGUGCGACGUUGCUGAAGCUGACGAGACUGAUCAGCAAGACGUUGGAAAACGUUUCUGAUGCAAAGACGGCGGCCACGGCGACAGACCUGCUCGUGACCCAUCCUACACUCCUUGAAUCGCUCAGAAACGCAUACAUGGGAAAUUACCAGGUCAUCCUGUCUCUCCUCUCCUCGAUCGAUCAAGGUCGUGAGCGAAAGAGCCUAGUGGAUACCCUCAUCGAGAACUGCGAUCAGGUCAUCAACCUGCGCGAGGUCAUCUUGGAGGCGAGGCUGCAGUAUUCCAUUUCUGGAGUGGACGAAAAAACGAGGGUUGUCUGGCUUGAUCGGGCAGUGCAAGCGCUCGAGCGAUACUUCUUCUUGAUCGCGUUCGCUAGCUACAUCGAGGAGGAGGAUGCGGGAGGAACCGGCAGGAAAUUUUCAGAAUGGCUACUAGACCGGCCAGAAAUCUGGAACCAUAUUAGAGCCUUGAGAAGACGAGGAGGAAGUCGACUAUUCGUGUUCAGCCCCAUCAAUGACCUAUCGCUGCUGUCAAGAGUAGUUCUUCCGCAUCAGCACGUUCUCGACAUCAAAGGCAAAGAGAGCAAGCCCAAAGGAGAGGUGGACCAGUACGAGAACCGUGUGCUUGGCGACGAGUGGUCGCAAUACACCAUCGCAAAUCGAAGCGGGAUCAUCUUGCGAGCAGGGACACUGCUCAAAUCGGAUCAAUGGCAGACGGAUGCGGCCAUCUCCAGCGAACACAUCACAGGCGCUGUCGGCUUCCGACACAUUCCAUCUUCCAAUUUGUUCGCUUUAGGUUCGUCACAUGCCGAUUCCGUACGCCCUAUACUGGAGAGGGUACGAACGGUUCUGGUCAAUGUCAAAAAGAUUCUCUGGAUCAAUCUUAGAGAAGAGCCGAUCGUCAUGAUCAACUCUGACCCUUACUGCCUGAGGAGGGAAACGAUGUCGCUGAGAAAUCUCAAGGACUAUUCUGGCGUUUCGCCAAGCCGCUUGGAAAUCUUUGACGAGCGAUUAGCAUCUGACGUUAUUGCGGAAUUGCGGACCUUCGAUGGCAAGCUUCUGCUGCAUGAAGAAUCAGAAGACGGCUAUGUCAGGCCCACCUGGGAGGAUGUGCGACAGAAGGAGGUACAAACCUUGCGACAAGUCAUGGAUGCUGUUCGACAACACACCGACGAUGUUGAAUUGCAAUACAUCCGAUUGCCGAUCACCUCGCGUUCCGUCAUCGAGUUCGACGAUAUUCAGUCACUGAUACAGAUCUGCCUUAGGGGAGAUCUCGAGAAAGAUACUGCCGUCAUUCUCAACGAUCAGCUGGGUCGAGGAAGAUCUACCGUCAUCAGCGUGAUCAUGAAUCUCAUCAUCCGCUGGAUCAAGCGUACACGCGAGACUGGGCCGUCGAUGCCCACCAGAACACCCAGACUUCGACCUCGACCCAAUAGUAGAAGCAGUUGGCAGAUCGUCAACAGCUGUCUUCGUUGCCUCAGACAUAGUGGACUUGAAGUGAAACGCGAAGUCGACGAUGUGAUUGAUCAGUGCGGAGAAGCCUACAACCUUCGCGAAGUCAUUGAAGACCUGUACAAGCAAGCCGAUGCUGCCGACAACGAAAAGGCUAAGAAGUAUCUCAUCAAGCAAUGCAAGACAGCUUUGAAGAUAUACUUGGAGAUGCUCCAAUUCCAAGCCUAUCUGGCCGAAGUCGAUCUCGAUGCUGCUACGGAAAAGGUAAACUUCCAGCAGUGGACGGCCGCUCAGCCUGUCUUCGCGACAUUCGACGAGGAGAUCCAGCAUGGCAGCCUGGAGAUCCUGAUGCCGAUCCCAACUCUCGACACGCUUGAUGGUCCGGCGUCGCUAGACGAAGCGGAACGCUUUGUUCUGAGUCGACAUGGCUCCAUCCUCUCAAGCGGUACAAUCAUCAAAUCGGAUCUCUUCCUAGGCCUGCAGAAACAAAGCUUGCCCGAGCGUAUCGACGGCGCAGCAAAUUUCAGGGAGGUGCCUCUGCUUAUACCCGCGUCAGGUCAAGCGCCAAGCAAACGUCGGCUUUACGGAACUGGUAUGCCUACCGCUGCUGGUCUGAGGAAAGCUUUGACUCGCAUGGAAGCUCAGCCUCAAGGGCCUCGUCACGUCGUCUGGACCUCGCUACGGGAAGAACCGGUGCUUUACGUGGCUGGCAUUCCGUAUGUGCUGCGACUCGCAGACAAGCCGAUCACCAAUAUCGAAGCUCAAGGCGUCGAGAACACCGUGGUCGAGGAACAGGAAAAGAAAUUCAAGCAAGACGUUCUUACCGAGAUCGCUGAGACGGGAAGGAUUCUGCUACAUGACGAGAUCGAAACCACGCCGGGUUCAUUUGAAGUCGUGCCAAUCUACGAGACGGUACAGGAUCAUGAAGUCAUGACCCCUCGAGAGUUGUACGAACAAGUACAAAGCGAGGGAUUCAACGUCGAGUAUCAACGAUACUGCGUCACCGACGAACGCAGUCCCAUCCCAGCCGUCUUCGCUUUGCUCAUCGGUGCCACACAGACGCACCUGAAAGAGAGAGAUACCGACUUUGUCUUCAAUUGUCAGAUGGGUCGAGGAAGAACUACUACUGGGAUGAUUGUUUCUUCCAUCAUUGCGUCGGUGGAACGGGCCAAAGAACCGUUGCAGAUGGCUCUGGAGCAGGACCACAGUGACGAGCAAAUGACAUCGAGCGUGAGCUUCGAUGACAUCUCCGAAGAAACCAUCUAUAAGCGAGGGGAAUAUAAGAUGGUGUUGCAACUGGUUUCGGUCCUGCUUCAUGGCAGAGAAGCCAAGCUGAUCGCGGACAGGGCGGCUGACGUUAUUUCGGGCGUGCAGAAUCUGCGCGAAGCGGUCUAUGACUACAAGCUCAAAGUUGACAGCAUGCCCGAUGGACCCAAGCGUACGGCAACUUUGCGCCUAGGUCUGAACUAUCUCUACCGUUACGCCAUGCUCAUCGUUCUGGCCGAGUAUCUGUUGGAGGACAAAGAAAGCCAGCAACCAUCCUUCAGCGAUUGGUUCGAGCAGAAACGAGAAGUCUCGCGCAUCCUUUCGAGACAGACCCUGGAUUGAUAGGGUAUCAAUU